Schistosoma haematobium is the source of this 561-nucleotide messenger RNA. RefSeq lists its product as uncharacterized. NCBI's taxonomy places the organism in Eukaryota, Metazoa, Platyhelminthes, Trematoda, Strigeidida, Schistosomatidae. The transcript is spliced from 6 exons. The coding region runs from base 1 to 561 and encodes 186 amino acids. The record is from RefSeq and is a predicted model, not a curated record.
AUGGCAGAUUACAUUGUCUUGCUGUGCGAUGAAUCACAAACAAUACAAAUCUUACUUAUUCAGUUGACGACCAAUAUUCGUAGACGUGAUAAUAAUUCCGGCUGGUGUCACCGUCUUGAAAAACCUGCUUGUUUGGCUUGGAUCUGUCGUCCUAGUGACCUCCACAUUGUAACAUUUAUCGACGCUGAGACUGGUCGAAAAAAGCCUAAACGUCAAGAUGCAAUUCCUGGAGUUCUAGAGAUUAAUGUUUGUACAACAACCAACAAGGAAAAUUCAAUGGGAUAUCCAUCUAUCAAAGCAACUAAACACAAUGCGCUGGAUAAAAUGAUAAAGCCAUUAGUAACACAUUCACUGCCAACAAUUCGUACUAUAGCGUCUAUAAAGUCAUCAAAUUCGGAAAUUAAUUUAAUGACACUUCUUGUCAGUGGAAGAGUACCAGAGUGUAAACUAUCAUCUGUCCCUUCAGAAACUUCUGGACCAGGAGGCUUAGAACUUCCACAAACAGCUGUACUUGCCGGAUUUAAUAGAACCCUUCCACAGUUAUCGGAUUCGGAUGCAUAA